AUGGCUUUUGACUCGCAUGCAUUCUUUUUAUCAGGCAUUACUCCUCCUACUCCAGCAAACGUAAAAGACGACAACGACAACACUACUCCCACAAUGUCUACCUCUUCUUCCAAAGUACCGCGAUUGGACACUCUUCCAAGCACUUCCUAUGAUGCUGCGACCUCGUCUCCCACUAACUUGACCGCUUCACCCGUGGAUUUCAUGCUCUCAACCAUGCCCACAAGUAUAACACGAGUGCUGGUGUACACUUCCCCCUUUAUAUACUCCUUCUCGUACUUUUUAAGUCUGAUUACGUGGUCUACGUCCAACGCCAGCGAGUCAUGUUUGCUGUUAGCCGCUUGGUGGUCUACUUGUCUAUUCCCGGGACAGAUCUUGGUUUAUGGAAUUCACCUGUUUCUGCUUGCAUGGAUCGGUUGGCUGUGGCUCGAGAAAAAGAAAAGAGAAAAAUUGGGAAAGCCUGAUUCAAUCUUACGCGCAAUUUCACAACAAGAUUUAAACAACACUGUUCGCGAAAUCGAAAAGAUAUCCGAGAAAUUGUCAGACUUUUCCGAGUUUAUGACUUCGUUUCAACAGAAAAUCGACUGGUCAGAUCCGGUGCAAACACAAAGAGUAAUAUUUGUUGGUUUCGUAUGGGGUGGUAAGUUCCAACCAGAGGCUGUCAGAGGGUUCUCUGUUGCUGCGCUAGUGAGAAAAGCUAAAGAACAACAAAGAAGGAAUGUGUCAAAAAAGACAAAUGGCAAAGAUGGAUCAAAAAAUUCAACGGAAAUAGUUUAUAGCUUUGUACUAUAUGAAAAUCAGAGAUGGUGGUUGGGAUUAGACUGGACUACAAAUCUGUUUCCCAAUGAGAGGCCCGCAUGGUCUGACGAAUACAACGAAGCAACUAAUAACAAGGACUCUUUCCAACUUCCUCCUCCAGACACUUCGAUCACAGUCGCACAGGAUAAUCCAAACGUCAUGAUCCGUAAAACUACUGAAUGGCGAUGGGUAGAUCCAGACUGGUGGAUAGACAUGGACGGUAGUGUCGAUAAGGAUGGGUGGGAAUAUGCUGACAAUCGCUGGAAGAAUUUCACAGGUAAAGGUGGAUUCCGUCGCUAUACUCGUAGAAGAAAAUGGGUGCGAACUGCACGAUGUAUCGAGACACUCGAGAAAAGAGACAUUAAUCCACCUGCGACACCGUCUUCUUCAAGUGAGGGUCGGGACAAAGGAUCGAUUGCAAAUAGUAGCUCGCAGAAUCUAUCGGCGAGCAGUCGGAGUAUACGCACUAUAUCGAGAGGCCGAGAUGGAAAAUUCGAGCUUAGUGCAAUCGAGGACGUAAAACCGACACCGAAUGGGUCGUAG
Paraglomus brasilianum is the source of this 1338-nucleotide messenger RNA. The record is from the annotation of a GenBank genome assembly. Lineage: Eukaryota; Fungi; Glomeromycota; Glomeromycetes; Paraglomerales; Paraglomeraceae.